AUGGUACCAAUAGCUGGUGCAGAAAUGGUGCAUAAACCUCUACAGCUUUAUCGGUACCUUCUUCGUUGUUGUAAGCAGCUUCCAAAUGAGAAUCUCCAGCAUUAUUACAAGCAUGCAGUACGACAGAGUUUUCAAGUUCAUGCUGAUGAGGAUGAUCCAGAACGAAUACAGCAGAUCAUUAAAAGAGCCAUAGAGGAUGCUGAUUGGGUGAUGAAUAAGGUGUGUGGAAGAAAAUCCUAA
Messenger RNA from Staurois parvus, 240 nucleotides. The record is from the annotation of a GenBank genome assembly. Lineage: Eukaryota; Metazoa; Chordata; Amphibia; Anura; Ranidae.